AUACCCACAAACCAAACCUCUCAAUCUCGCUAUCUCCCUUUCAAUCUAAAGCUAUUUCAAUCUCGCUAUCUCCCUUUCAAUCUAAAGCUAUUUCCACACAAAUACUCUAAUUCUCCCUCUCAAUCUCGCAAAUACUCUCAUUCUCCCUCUCAAUCUCGCGAUCUGCUUCAUUCUCCGUCUCCGUCUCCGUCUCGCUCUCGGUCUCCCUCUCACAAGAUAUGGACCCACAUGGAGCUAUACAGACUUUGUGCACGAGGCAGGAUAAGCAUCGUUCAAGUUUGCUUUUGGAUGCUCAUUUGGAAGGCGAGGAAGUGCCAGGUGUAUUGACUUGUCGUCACCGAGACAAAGGUCUGCUUGAAGGAGGGGUAGAUGGGUUAGAUCCACGAAUUCUCGCUUAUAUCACUGAUGCGGGGUUAGAUGGGCUGCUUCGGGUCCCACAUAUGGACAUUGACCACGCAUUGAUCACAGCGUUGGUGGAGAGAUGGCGGCCGGAGACGCACUCAUUUCACUUGCCCCACGGUGAGAUGACCAUCACACUACAAGAUAUGGAGGUUAUAAUGGGGGUACCUGUAGAUGGCUUGCCGUUGGUGGAAUCUAUACCCUCGACAGGCAGUUGGCGUGACGUCUGCAGAAGAUUGCUAGGGCGUAUACCGCCAAAUAGAGAACUUAGAAACAACAGAAAGAACACUGGAGUGCUGGAAGGGGCGAGCAUAAAAGCCAAAUGGCUUGAGGAUUAGUUUCACGACCCUCUCCCGGUUGACGCCCCUGAGGCGCUUGUGCAGAAGUAUGCUCGUUUUUACAUAUUGGAGUUGUUAGGUGGUAUGCUAUUUAUGGAUAAGUCUGGAGAACGGAUCUCAGUUAGGUAUUUGCAAUAUUUCGAUCCAAUCAGCAACGGAAAGAAGUAUAGUUGGGGUAGUGCAGCACUAAGUUGGCUCUAUAGACACCUCUGUAAGGCAUCAGAGAAGACAGCCAAGCAGAUUGGGGGUGCACUACUAUUGGUGCAGUUGUGGGCGUGGGCGAGGUUUCCCCACAUAUGUCCUGUGAUGAGGCAUCCACACCAGGCACUGCCUCCAGGUCCACUUGCUGUCAGAUGGAAAGGGGCUAAGAUAACAACUGAACAUUCGAUGCACGUCCUACGUGCCUAUCGUGUGUCACUUACUUCACUGCGGCCAAAUCAGAUUGUUUGGGAGCCGUACAGAAAUUAUUUGCGUUCUCAACCCGCAUAUUGUACGGCAGGCCAACGUAUAUGGAGGUCUAUUGUGCCGCUGAUACAUUUUUGGGUGGUUGAAGGCCAUCAUCCCGAACAUGUUCUCCGACAGUUUGGGAUGAAGCAAGGCAUACCAGGAAAUGUUGAUACUUCAAUUGAACUGCACAAGAUCACCCUCCAGGGCAAGCACGAAAAAGAUUGGGCCCGAAUACAUGCCCCGCAUAUUGCUAAAUGGGCUGUGCACGCCAGAAUUGCCGAUGCACCGGCCUUUCACGGGGAGAUGAACUACAAUGACGAGUAUUUGGUUUGGUUUCGUCCCCGCACUAUUCGCCAUAUUACAAAAGAGACUUCGUACUGGGACACUUUGGUUGAAUCACAGUUGCACAUUAUAACGAAGUGCGAACCAGGGUCUGAGAUCUACACCGACUGUAUUAAUGCCUUGCAAGCUGUUGAAGAGAUCGGUCGGUUAUCCUUGGACCAUGCACGUAACGUGGGCAACACAAGUGAACCAGCUGUACGACGUGGUCGGCAAGCAAGUGGACGUCAAGGGCGUGGAGGAUGUCAAUCUAGCCAGCGUCAUACAUCUAGUCGGCCUCCCACAUCUGGUCAGCGUCACACACCCGUGCCCACAUCUAGUUGACGUCCCACAUCUGCUCAGCGUCCUACAUCUGGUUCGCGUCACACACCCGUGCCCACAUCUAGUCGGCGUCACACACCCGUGCCCACAUCUACUCGGCGCCACACACCCGUGCAUGACCACACCAUGGAGGAAGCAAGUCAGACAACAGAUGAGAUGUGGGACGACAUUGCUUAUGACGUAGGCUCCAUGGCACACGAUGAUGCGGGUCCAUCCCAUAUGUUUGCCCAUAGAGACACAUUUGGGUCCCCAUCCAUGAGGAGCGAUGGUACUUGCCCACCCACACCCCCUAGUACAUCUCUGUUGCCCACCACCCGUACGUCUCCCCCACUGACUGCCG
Quercus lobata is the source of this 2184-nucleotide messenger RNA. Its product is annotated as serine/threonine-protein phosphatase 7 long form homolog. The record is from RefSeq and is a predicted model, not a curated record. Gene Ontology annotation, biological process: meristem development; meristem maintenance. The coding region runs from base 822 to 1847 and encodes 341 amino acids. Lineage: Eukaryota; Viridiplantae; Streptophyta; Magnoliopsida; Fagales; Fagaceae. The transcript has 6 exons.